CGCUUCCCCCCCCCCCCCCCCUCCAGUGUUAAUAUUAGCAUAAAGGUUCCUGGACGCGGUGAUGGUUCUCCUGUCACUAUGGCUCGUAACUGGGAUAUUAGUGCGGACUUUUACCACGGCGCUACGUGCUGAAUCCAAAGUAACUGAGAGCAGAGAGUUUUUGCAAAGGUUUGCUGCUCUGGGUCAGGAGUAUGGGCUAGUGACGCCACUCAGAACUGACUCCCAGGGCCGCUUUGUGUCUCACCUGGUGUCAGGCCCUGCAGCUCGGAGGAAACGGCAGAGUGGUCCUGAGUCCUGGUCUGUGGCUUCUGGGGAGGCACAAGCCAAGCCCCACUCUCUCUUCUUCAAUGUCACAGUCUUUGGUCAGAACUGGCAGCUGAGACUGGAGCCCAGCCACCGGUUGCUGGCCCCAGGAGCUGUGGUGGAGUGCAGGAGGGUGAAAGAACCGUACAGAGCCAUGGAUGGCAACUGCAUCUACACUGGGGGCAUCAACCAUGUCUCUGGAGCCACAGUGGCCAUUAGCAACUGUGAUGGACUGGCUGGCAUGAUCCGAACAGAUCAAGGAGAAUAUUUUAUCGAACCACUUGAAAAGGGAAAACAAGCAGAGGAAGAGGAGAAAGGUCGAGUUCAUGUGGUCUACCGUAGGUCAGCUGUCCAGCAAUCGCAUCCUGAAAUCCUUGAUGACUUUCAUCCAACAGGAUCUGAGUUUGAUGGGCUUGGUGACCUGGACCAUAUGUAUGACAAGAUUGGCAAACGAUUGGAUGAAACCUUGAGGCAACGGAGACAUGCAAAAGAUGAUGACUACAACAUUGAGGUGCUUUUGGGAGUGGAUGACUCUGUAGUGCGGUUCCAUGGGAAAGAACAUGUCCAGAACUACUUGUUGACCCUAAUGAAUAUAGUGAAUGAGAUUUACCAUGAUAAAUCACUGGGAGCCCACGUGAAUGUUGUGCUGGUACGAAUGAUCAUGCUGGGAUAUGCAAAGUCCAUCAGCUUGAUUGAAAGAGGGAAUCCAUCCCGAAGUCUGGAGAAUGUCUGCCGUUGGGCCUCCUCUCAGCAAAAAUCGGACCUAAACCACUCAGAACACCACGAUCAUGCAAUCUUUUUAACAAGGCAAGAUUUCGGUCCAGCGGGUAUGCAAGGAUAUGCUCCAGUGACUGGAAUGUGUCACCCGGUUCGUAGCUGCACACUAAACCACGAGGACGGCUUCUCUUCAGCAUUUGUAGUAGCACACGAGACCGGUCACGUCUUGGGAAUGGAACAUGAUGGUCAAGGAAACCGGUGUGGUGAUGAAACCAGUAUGGGGAGUGUAAUGGCACCCUUGGUCCAAGCCGCAUUUCAUCGAUUUCAUUGGUCUCGGUGUAGUGGGCAAGAGCUCAAGCGAUAUCUUCACUCUUACGACUGCCUCCUGGAUGAUCCGUUUGAACAUGAAUGGCCCAAAAUUCCAGAAUUGCCAGGGAUAAACUACUCAAUGGAUGAACAGUGCCGCUUCGAUUUUGGUGUGGGCUACAAGAUGUGCACGGCUUUUCGAACCUUUGAUCCAUGCAAGCAGUUAUGGUGCAGCCACCCUGAAAACCCAUUCUUCUGCAAGACAAAGAAAGGACCUCCCUUGGAUGGAACAGAGUGUGCUCCUGGAAAGUGGUGCUACCAGGGUCACUGUUUGUGGAAGACCUCAGAGCAGUUAAAGCAGGAUGGCAACUGGGGAUCGUGGAGCAAACUUGGGUCCUGUUCUCGCACCUGUGGAUCAGGCGUCCGAUUUAGAACUCGCCAGUGCAAUAAUCCAGAGCCUGCCAAUGGUGGUCAGGAUUGUCCUGGGGUAAACUAUGAAUAUCAACUGUGUAACAAAGAAGAUUGUCCACACCAUUAUGAAGACUUCCGAGCACAACAAUGUCAACAACGGAAUUCAUACUACGAAUAUCAGAAUACCAAACACCAUUGGCUUCCAUACGAACAUCCUGACUCAAUAAAGAGAUGCCAUCUAUAUUGUCAAUCCAAGGAAAUGGGAGGAGUCGUCUACAUGAAACAGUUGGUUCAUGACGGUACUCGCUGUUCCUAUAAAGAUCCCUAUAGCAUCUGUGUAAGAGGGGAAUGUGUGAAAGUGGGAUGUGACAAAGAAAUUGGUUCAAACAAAGUGGAUGACAAAUGUGGAGUAUGUGGUGGGGACAACUCUCACUGCAGAACUGUGAAAGGAACAUUCACCAGAACACCAAAGAAACUGGGCUACUUAAAGAUGUUUGACAUCCCACCUGGUUCUAGACAUGUGUUCAUCCAAGAAGACGAGGUAUCUCCUCACAUUCUUGCUGUCAAGAACCAGGCUACAGGCCACUAUAUUCUAAAUGGUAAAGGAGACAAAGCCAAGACAAAAGUCUUUAUUGAGCUUGGUAUAGAAUGGCAAUACACCUUGGAAAAUGAUAUGGAAACUCUCCAUACAGAUGGCCCUUUGCAUGAUCCUGUUGUGGUCUUGAUUAUCCCUCGGAAUAAUAACACCAAAUCUAGUCUCACCUAUAACUAUAUUAUCCAUGAGGACUCCUUACCAACCAUCAGCAACAAUAAUGUGCUUCAGGAAGAUCUUGAUGCAUUCGAGUGGGCUUUAAAGAGCUGGUCCCAGUGUUCCAAACCAUGUGGUGGAGGUUUUCAGUACACAAAAUAUGGAUGCCGCAGGAAAACUGAUAAUAAGAUGGUUCAUCGCAGCUACUGUGAUGCAGACAAAAAGCCAAAACCUAUCCGCAGAAUGUGUAACCUGCAGGAAUGUAAGCUGCCUGUGUGGAUAGCAGAGGAAUGGGAACACUGCACAAAAUCCUGUGGGAGUUCUGGCUAUCAGAUCCGCACUGUCCGCUGCAUGCAGCUGAUGACUGAUGGAAUGAACCGCUCAGUCCAUAGUAAAUACUGUAGUGGUGAACGCCCAGAGAGUCGCCGUGCUUGCAGUCGGAAGCCCUGCCCUGCACAGUGGAAGACCAGCCCUUGGUUAGAGUGUUCCAUCACAUGUGGUGAAGGAAUUGAACAAAGACAAGUCACAUGUCGUGCAAGUAAUCAGUGUGAUGGGGAGAAGCCAGAAGCGACACGAGUCUGCAGACGCCCUCCCUGUGGUGAUGAGCCCUGUCUUAAAGACAAGUCUAUAUUCUGCCAAAUGGAAGUGCUUGCUCGGUAUUGCUCCAUCCCAGGCUACAAUAAACUCUGUUGUGAAUCCUGUAGCAAGCGCAGCGGCACCCUGCCUCCCCCCUUCUUCACUGGCACUGCUGAAGUAGAGGACCUAAUGGCUGAUGCUGACCACAGAGCUGGUACAGAAAUGGCACCAACACAUCAGCUGGACACCACACUCAGGAGCAGAGUUCCACAUGGCAACAAGCUGGUCAGAGCAAGGAACACACAGCCCAGUGCAAUAAACACAGCUCGUGGCAAAACAAAUGGUGUUGGUUUCUCUCAGAAAAGCCCUGCUUCUGUUGACAACAGGCCUCACAGAUUGGUGGCUUCACAGCAUUCGCUCCAAAGCAGCCCUCGCAAUCCUACUAACAGCUCCAUGGCUUCCCAAUCAUCAGACAGUGCAACAAUGACAACAGACAGGCAUACCACAUUACAGUCUCCUGUAGUAAAUACAUGAAGAAGGAUGCUCCCUUUGUGCUUUAGACAUUCCUGGGUGAAAUAAAAAUACCAUUGUUAAAAUUGUAGAUAUCAUGAUACACAAAAUAUUUAAAAAGGACUUUUGGGCAACUCUAGUGAAUUUAAACUGACAAGUGAUUUUUUUCCUUCUUUCAAUUGGAUGUGAAGUGCUGGCACUUUAAUCUUUUCAACCAUUUGAGCAGCCCCCAAUUUAUUUGGGCUUACAAAAGCACUAAAAAAUUUCCAAAUGUGGAGGAAACAGUCAGGUCUGCCAGUUGUUGUCUUUGCAAAGAAUUAUGAAAACAUGUUGCACUUCAAGUGAUGUUUAAAAUAAACAAAGCCAGACAUUCAAAGGGAUGCUAACAUUAAAGGUUUGGCAAUGCAUUUAUAAGAAAAUGGUAUGUAGUAAAAUCAGCCACAUUUGUCAGUGGAAUGAAUAUAAUUUAAGUCAUUUGCAGCUGCUCUGUAAAUAUUGUACAUGCAAAAGUUAGCAUUAGGUUUUAAAAGUAAUUUGCCCUAAUAGGUGUUUACUAAUGUUACAUAACUAUGUCUAAAUAUCAGUGUAUUCCUGAUAUUGAAAAACAGUCCAACUACAGUCAAGAAUAAUGGAUGAAACAAGUAGGUGAGAAUUAGUAGUGAUCCUCUCACCAGGUUAACUCAAUGCAUGUAUUUACUAGCACCCAUGGAAGGACCUCUGUAGCACUAAACUACAAAGAACUCAGCUGGUUAUAUAGCACCCAUUGCAAAGAAGGACUUGCUUAAUAUGGUGGUGAAGCCGUUCAUUCCAAUCAGAAUGUCUGGCUCUCCUUUCAUAUGCUGUGCCUUCCCAGAAUAUUCUGUUCUUGUUACCCAUUGCAUUGGUAAGAUUCAAAUACCUUGAUCAAACAUCCAGUUAUGCAUUGUGAGCAUAAAUUACAGCAUGCUCUUCAUUGUUGGGUUUAAGGUGUUCCAGUGCCUAGUUUCCAUCACCUUAAUUGGCUCUUUUGUCAAAAGUCCCAAAUGCCAACAGCAGCAGUGAAUAUAUUUGCAAAAAAAGUAUUCUGAUCCAUUCAAUCAUACAUUCCAGAGCAUUAGUGUGUGUUUGUGGUCAAGAGAUUUGGCCAUCCAAUUAAAAUAUUCUUACAUGAGUGUGCUGCCAGAAGAAGCAACAAAUACUCUAGCUGACCCCCCCCCCCAUUAAAGACCAAUGAGGCACCUCACUUACCAACUCCCUACCUUAAUCAAUGUGCACAGGAUACAAUUAAAACUCAAGUGCAAUUAUACUGACUUAACCUUUUCCAGAAAAAGAAGAUGUUACUGUGUCUUAUAAUAUAGAAAGUGGACAUUCCAGUACCAAUUGACAAACAGCGUACCUGCAAACUCAGACUUAAAAAGGAACCCUUUGAAAUGGCAUGUAGCAUUAAACAGAAAGCUAAUAUGGUGGGGAGGAGAGAGAAUCGUUGAACUCGUAUGAAGCUGUGUCUAGUAUUUCAUUUCAUAAUCAAAAAGAUAUUGCGAGGAGACAACAACUGGAGGCACAUAGUGAAAGACUCUGGAAGAAAUGUUUGCUAUUGUCUUGCUAGUAAGUCAGAUGUUCCAGUCAACCCAAUGCCUUUGAAGAAUUGCUACUGUCUAUCUGCAAGGCUUUUGAAGAUUAAUGAAGCUGGUGUUUAGUUUGUCAAACAACAACCCCUGGGCCCUCAGACAGUUGCAUAGAAUUUAAGAAUGUCCUUCAUGCCAUAAAGGGAAGUAAAAUGAAUUAAUUGUUUAAUUUGCUUUCUUUUGUACAAUAAUGUAGAUUCUUGUUUUACUCUUGAGUGUACACUACUGAUGCUGUUUGUUAUAUUGGAGAGCACAUAGCAAUAAAAUUAAGU
Molecule: messenger RNA, 5447 nt
Organism: Pristis pectinata (smalltooth sawfish)
Lineage: Eukaryota; Metazoa; Chordata; Chondrichthyes; Rhinopristiformes; Pristidae
Product: A disintegrin and metalloproteinase with thrombospondin motifs 3-like
Biological process (GO): extracellular matrix organization; proteolysis
Cellular component (GO): extracellular matrix
Molecular function (GO): metalloendopeptidase activity
Source: RefSeq, a predicted model, not a curated record